AAUUGUCGUUGUUGCUGUUGCCAUUGCCAUUGCUGCUGCCGUUGCUGCGGCUGCUGCUGCUGCUGCUGCUGCUUCGGUCGCCGAAAACGCGCGUCUGCGGGACGCGGCACCGACUAGGACGAUACGCUCAACGUCAUGGCCGCCAACGUCUGGCUAGUCAUGAGCUGGAACGACGACAAGCUCAGGUGGAACUCCUCGGACUACGGCGGCCUACAGAGCGUCAAUCUGGCCGCCCACGAGAUCUGGCUGCCCGACGUCUACCUGCUCAACAGCGCGGCCCACGGCAUGGAGUACUACGGCGACCGGCAUUGCGUGGUCAGCGAGGAAGGCAUGGUGCUGUGGGUCACACCGACCAUCUUCCACGGAUACUGCCAUCUGGACUUCGCGCUCUGGCCCUUCGAGGCCGACACCUGCCGGCUGAGUCUCAGCUCGUGGACCUACGACGGCAGCCAAGUGGACCUACGGCUGCUCGCUUCCGGCGUGGAGCUCCACGACUACGUGGCCAUCAGCGAGUGGAUCGUGAGGAACGCGACGGCCAGCCGCAGGGAGGAGAGCUUCGACUGUUGCCCCGAGGCCUACGUCACCCUGGACUUCGAGUUCGAGCUGUCGCGCUCGGCCGAGCUCUACUACCACGUCGUGUUCGCGCCCACUGUGCCUAUCGUGCUGCUGUCGCUGCUCACCUUCUGGCUGCGGCCCCAGAGCGAGCUCAAAAUCCUCAUCAACGCGUGCGUGGUGCUCGUGGUCGUGCUCUACCUCGUGUACUUCGGAUACAAGGUGCCGCCGCGAUUCGACAGCAUGCCGAUCAUCGUCAGGUUCUAUAGCGGCUGCCUCUACCAGGCGAGCAUCUCGAUGGUCGUCUCCGCGAUAGUCAUCCACAUCGACAAGCUGUCGGCUCACGCGCGCGUACCACGGCCGAUAAGGCGCCUGCUGCUGGGCCGCGCGGCCCGCUACCUGGGCCUCGGCCACAUCGUCCGAGAGAUCGAGGCGCGCAAGUCGGUAGCCGAGCAGGAGCUGUGCGAGAGCCACCUGAUGGACAUCUCGCUGACGACCACUCCAUUCGCUAGCCUCGACGACGCUCAGCGGCAGCAGCAGCAGCAGCAGCAGCAGCAGCGGCACCAGCAGCAGCAGCAGCAGCAGCAGCAGCUGCCGCCGCCACCACCGCCAUCGCCAUCGCCAGAUUCCGGCAGGAGCAUUACCAACCUCGAGUGGACCCUCGCUGCCACGGCCAUCGACCGCCUUGUCUUUCUCGUCUUCUGCUUGGCGUUCGCCGCGCUAGCCAUUUGCUGCGUACGCUUGCGCAGAUUCACCUUCCCCAGCGACAACGUCCCCUACUGGCACACCUAGAAU
Phymastichus coffea is the source of this 1347-nucleotide messenger RNA. RefSeq names its product acetylcholine receptor subunit alpha-like 1. Gene Ontology annotation, molecular function: neurotransmitter receptor activity; transmembrane signaling receptor activity; extracellular ligand-gated monoatomic ion channel activity. The transcript has 7 exons. Lineage: Eukaryota; Metazoa; Arthropoda; Insecta; Hymenoptera; Eulophidae. Gene Ontology annotation, cellular component: neuron projection; synapse; membrane. The record is from RefSeq and is a predicted model, not a curated record. Gene Ontology annotation, biological process: monoatomic ion transmembrane transport; signal transduction; chemical synaptic transmission. The coding region runs from base 136 to 1344 and encodes 402 amino acids.